Messenger RNA from Coregonus sp. 'balchen', 4512 nucleotides. The record is from the annotation of a GenBank genome assembly. NCBI's taxonomy places the organism in Eukaryota, Metazoa, Chordata, Actinopteri, Salmoniformes, Salmonidae.
AGAACACAACAGGGUGUGGCCCGUCCCGACCUGAUACUAAAGCCCCUGGCCGGUGCCCACCUCUUCCCCAGGUCCCAUCGUUGUGUGACUGUGAAGAGCGAUAUCGUCCGCUUCACAGUAGACCAAUAGGGCUCUUAAGGCGACCGCCAACCCCCUCUUUCAACAAUUCGAUAGGCUCCAGCCAUCACAACACAGUCAGUCGACUCUACAGACAUGGGUAACUCUACAGGAUCCACCGUGGAAGAUCUCCAGGCCGUGGAGAAGCACCUCUGGUAUAAGAAGUUCAUGACAGAGUGUCCUUCGGGUCAGCUCACCCUGCAUGAGUUCAAGCAGUUCUUUGGGCUCCGGGGACUGGAUGCUGAGGCCAACGCCUACAUCGAGCAGAUGUUCCGCACGUUCGAUAUGAACAAGGUAAGACUUUUCUGCAUUCAUUGAACCGAGGCUGCUUGCAAAGGGGAUGCUAUAGGCUAAAAUGGGCUUUACAUUUAUAUGUGAAAGUAGGAAUGCCUCAGGCACACUCAAAAUGGGGAAGGGGACACCUUACCAACAGAGGUACGUAUAAGGAUAUGAUUGGCUGUAUUGUAAAUGUAUGCACUAAUUACAAGUGCACCUAAAUUUAUAGAAAUGUCAUAAUGCCACUACUCGAAUAAGACCUCUAGUUCUCAAUUUUCCAAAAGCUAAAGUACAUUUAAAAAAGUGAACCAGAAAGAAUCUACAGUUAAACAUAGGGAAUACCUUGAAUCCAAAGGUUUUUGUUUUGACUAGUCUUUCCGUUUGAAGAAGCUAAUCGUCUCACAAGUACUAAGGCUCAAUUUAGUAACACUGUCACCUUUGAUUAUAAUAGGCUGGGAUUGGAUUCAUAUGCGAUUUAGUAUGAGGAUUAUUUUGAGACAAGUUGUCAAUAUCUCUGUGGUAGGAGUGCAGUCUGAGCUUACCUAUUAUUUCUCUCUUUAGAAAGACAGCACCAGGUUCUGGUAUUCUCCAGUACAUUCUGGUCCAUUUCAGAAUCAAUGAAAUGAUUUCAGCAUCAGAGACGGCUGAUUCUAAUUAGUGAUAGCUUAUGUGAAAGUUGAAUGACGGAACAUGGGAACAGUUGGUUACACUGAUCAGAAUAUUGAGUGUUCACUUCAAAUAAAUUACUUGAAUCUCCCUUUUAUCACAUUGAAGCCUAAGGAAUGUCCAGAUCUCAAGAGCUGUGUGGCAGAAUAGACCUUUUGUCUUUUGAGUUUCCCAUUUUUGUCAGUACCGAGUAGUUAUGCUUGUACCUGGGGAGGUUGGAAACCAUGGUGCUAUUCCCUGGGGACAGAACUAAGUGACUGCUAUUUUCUGAUCUUAAGUACAGUGCAGUGGACAAGGCUGGUAAUUAUGUUAUUAUAAAAUGGGUUGUUUGAAUCCUGGAUGCUGAUUAGGAAGUGCAGUAUGACAAUCUUAGAUUGUGCACUUUGGCUGCAUUUAAACUAAUUGGUAUUUUUUGACCAAUCACCUCAGAUCUUUUUCAGAGCUGAUCUGAUUGGUCAAAGACCAAUUAGUGAAAAAAAAGAGCCAUAGUGAAGUGAGGGAGGGUGUCAGUGUAAAGCUGAGGGAAGUGCGACUCAUUUGGGUUGACCCAGAGGUCACUAAUGCAGCCAAGUAAUUUUGUUUUGUAAUAUACAGAUGUAGGAUCUUAAUUUGAGCCAGUUUUCUACAGCAGUAAAAUAAUCCUGCAGCAACAGGAAAUGUGAAUUAUUAUGCAGAUUAUAAAUCAUGGACAUUUUUGUAGGGGUUGAUACAUUUUUCAUAUGGGAAAAUCAAGUCUGACAUUUUUAAGUGGAAAUGACAAACUUCAGAAGCCUUUUUAAACCUCAUACACUAAGGUUUUAAAAUGUCCUACAUUGCAGGAAAGUUAACCUGCAACAUGGUGAUCAAAUUAAGAUCCUACAUCUGUACGUCUUGCCACGGCCUUGGCACAGAUCAGUGGGGAGAUAAUCCCACACCGAUUAUACAUAGUUAUCAUCCCUGAUAAUGGAUCUUCUAAGCAGAACAUGAUCACCUACAUCUUUAGGAGAUGACUGAGAUAAUCUGAGAUGUUAAAAAGAGACAUUCCAACUAAAACACUUAAUUUUUUACAGGAUGGCUACAUAGACUUCUUGGAAUAUGUGGCUGCUCUGAGUCUGGUAAUGCGGGGUAAAAUGGAACAUAAGCUCCGCUGGUACUUUAAGCUGUAUGAUGUGGACGGCAACGGGUGCAUUGAUCGAAGUGAGCUGCUAAACAUCAUAAAGGUAUAGAGUCCAGUCCAGAUAGGCAGUGCUGUGCAAUGGAAUCUGUAUCACACAAAGGCAUGCAGGCUAACUCACUCCUUUUCUCUUCUUCAGGCAAUCCGUGCAAUCAAUGGGAAUGAAAACCAGGAAGUUGAUGCGGAGGAGUUCACCAACCGGGUGUUUGACAAGAUAGACGUCAACGGAGAUGGUGAGUGUCCACUUCUUUUUUGUCACAGACUUGUAGGGUUGCGAGUUCUGUCCCUUUCCAUUUCAGGUAAACAACCUCUUGACCUUGUCUUCUCCCUUCUACCCAUCAGGGGAGCUGUCUUUGGAGGAGUUUGUGGCAGGGGCUCACACUGACGAAGACUUCAUGGAAGUGAUGAUGAAGACCUUGGAUCUCACCCACAUAGUCGCCAUGAUCCACAACCGGAGGCACAGUGUUUAGAGUCUGCCCUCAGACGCCUCCAUCUCCACUCUCGAUUGUAAUACACUGCCGAAGGGUCACAUAGGAACUGAGCCAUGAGCCCUCUCAAAAGAUCUAGCCCAGAUUUUUAUGAAGACAAUCUUUAUCUUAGCAAUGCUGAAGGGCCAUGCUUUGAAUGCAUUCUUUGUUAUCGUACUUCACAAGGAGGUUGAAUGACGAUGAAAAAUGCCCUUUGCCUGCAUACAAAUGACUCAGUCAACCAUCGCUGGCUGGUUAUUGACCUUGUGCAUGAUCUAAAUCUCUGAGAGGUCUACAUGAUGAGAGAGAUCAUCUCUCACACCGUCAGCUGAACCUGUGACCCAACUAGGUCAUAACAUAAGGAGGGUGGAGGAUAAAGAGGAGGGUGGAGGGAGUGGUGACUACCCAGGGUGUUGACUACCCAUUAUAACCCAUGCAUUCCUGACCAAAAAAUAAAUAAAAAAUGUAAUCCCUCAUCCACCUCAGACAGAUUCCUGUAGGGAAAUUAUCCUUUCCAAACCACAUCGAUAAUGACGUCUCAAUUUAUCUUUUAGACCAACCUCAGUUAUUCAGCUGAGUGGUUCCUCUCUAUGACUGUGUUCCCGGGUUCUAUUGGAGGAAGUUAUAAUUCACCUACUUUCCUCCCAGUACAGUCAGUUGUCACCUCAAAUAUAACUAGAACCCAAGUUUAUUCUGUGCCAUGACUAAACGGUCCAGUUCCUCAGGAAACAGGUACUUCCACAAGUUAGGGAUCUCAAUAAUUGUAUAAUACUUAUGUCACAAAAUGCACUUAUAAAAAAAUAUAAGACCAGCAUGUUUUUACAUUGCACUGGCCCCAGUUGUUAGGAGAUUAAAGUUAGCAUUUUCAGGUCUUCAUUAAUUUGAAGGAAUAUCUUAACACAACUACAUUCUAAUGUUUUCCCUACAAGACAGUAAAGUGUAAAAAAUAAAUUGUGCAAAUUUGUUUCUGUGUUUCUGUGAGUGUGUGAGACAUUAUGCAUGAAUGAUCAAUGCUCUCGCCUAGUGGGCAUUAGAAUGACCUUUAUAUAGACCCGUAGCCCACUAACCUCAUGCCUUCUGUAGAAAGAAACAUUUUACCAAAAAAUUGCUCUAGUUUAUAAUUGUAAAAUAAAGAUUGAAAUCGACAUUGUAUUUUCAUCACCUCCACAGCUUUAAUUGCUCGCUAUUGUUUUAGAAAUCAAAAUGCCUAACAGACAUUACAGUAUCUGUGGCAUAAUGAGGGAGACAGGGAGGUGAGUCACAAGACAGACUGUGCCAAUGUGGUUGCCACGACAACCAUGCACCAUUUCCUUGGUAACACACAUGCAUAACGCACUACAAAAAGGUCACGCAGCACUUACAUGGAUCUGAAUGAAUCUGGAAGGAAGGACACCACAGACCAUGGCAGUCUGACAGUCAGCAGCAUGUUUAAUAUGAAUAAAUAUGCCGGCUGAUACAUAGAUUACACCCAAACCAAAUAAAAAAGGAGUAGAGGUCACAGUCAGUCAGUGUGAGGACCUAAAACCCCCAAAAAUCUCCUUGUGGAUCUGACUGUACCGGCUUUACCUCUGCAGACAGACAGAACAGACUGCAUUGUGCUGCGCUGGUUGAUCCACUACUCACAGGAUGAGUGUUUAAAUCUGGAUAAAGGCAUUUAAUCAUCUCUAAAACAUAGCCGCAGCCUGCAGGCACAUCCCAAGAGGAGGCCAUUGUCAUCAGUUAGGGGAUUCACUGGGGCAGGAAUGGCUAGUGACAAAAAACAAGUACCCAGGAAUAUGGCACCUGUUAACCCAGAAAGCAUUAAUAAUCUACCACUGCAGCCCAUAAUAAUAA